ACCAGUCCCCUCUCUCUCUCUCUAAAUCUUCCUUCAUAAUAUCUCCACCAACCCUUCUUUAUAACCUCCCCCAUUUCUAGCUCCACACCUCCACACCCCCAUUCUUGUUUCUCUCUCCCUCUCUCUCUCUAGAAGAGAAAAAUACAAUUAAAAGUUGUUAAUAUGGACUCUGGAACUGGAACAGCAAGGAGGAGGUCUUGCUUUUUUGAGGAUGAUGAGGGGCUUGCAUCUAUACUGCCAGAUAUGGAGGCUGGGGUUUCUGGGAAUCAUCAUCAGAGUAACAGUCUGGUUUCUACUGGGCCGGUUUAUUCUCAGAGAAGGAGUAGCUUGAGGAAUCUCUCCUCUGCUGCUGCUGUGAUGGGGUCUCCAAGAUCUGGGGGAAAUGGGAGGUGUUAUUACUGGAGUGAUGGGAGAUUUGAUGAAUCUCACUGCCCACAACAAUCCCAUUUUCUGGACUCCUGCUUCCUCUGCAGAAAGCCCCUUGAUAACAGAGACAUCUUCAUGUACAGAGGGGAUACCCCAUUCUGCAGUGAAGAGUGCAGGCAAGAGCAGAUAGACAUGGAUGAAUCCAAGGAGAAAAGAUGGAAUCUUUCUACUUCCAUGAAAGCUUUGAGAAAAAAAGACCAAAGGAGAUCAACUUCUCCAAACAAAACCUCUGCACAAGACUACUCUUUCCACACUACUAACACUGUUGCUGCUGCCUAACUAACUAAACCCAUCAUAAAGAACAUAAAAUAAGAAAAAAAAAAAAGAAAAAGAAAAGAGCCCAUUAGACAGGAUGAAGAAGAAGAAGCCCAGGCUUGGCUGUGGAUGUUUGGACUUUGGAGAAGCAUAUAUACAUAGUACAUAUGACUAUAUGAGGAUUAUGUGUUUUUAUGCCUUCUAUAGCUCUAAAUAUGAGAUGUAAAUGGGGUGAUGUGAUGAGAGGCCUGUUUUUGCCUGUGAAGAAGAAGAACAUGAUGGGUCUUGUUUUUUUUGGGUGUUUUUUUUUUUUUUUUUUUUUGCUUUUGGGUUUCUAUGAUGGAAAUGAGAAUCAAUGACGCAUGGCAUAAAGUUUCUGCUUCUCUUCUUUGCAAGUUCAAGAAUCCACUUUUCCUUUUCUCCAUUAACUUCUUGUGCAGGGGUGUAGUAGUGGCCAGUGGGUUUGGUUGAGCUUUUUUGUCCAUGAAACUGAUGUGUUUGUCUUUUUGAGCCCAUUGGGUGCCAAAAAUCAUUGUGCACAAGUUGGAAGGGAAUUUCCUAGCAAGCUGGAGAAAAGUAGUAAUGGCUCCCAACUUGAUUA
Ipomoea triloba (trilobed morning glory) is the source of this 1282-nucleotide messenger RNA. RefSeq names its product FCS-Like Zinc finger 1. Bases 163 to 705 code for a protein of 180 amino acids. Gene Ontology annotation, biological process: regulation of DNA-templated transcription. NCBI's taxonomy places the organism in Eukaryota, Viridiplantae, Streptophyta, Magnoliopsida, Solanales, Convolvulaceae. The transcript has 2 exons. Gene Ontology annotation, molecular function: zinc ion binding. The record is from RefSeq and is a predicted model, not a curated record.